GUGACCAUUACACGUUGAUUUUUUUCUACUAACCACAAAGACAUUGGCACCCUUUAUUUAGUAUUUGGUGCUUGAGCCGGGAUAGUCGGGACCGCUCUAAGCCUACUUAUUCGGGCGGAGCUUAGUCAACCCGGUGCUCUUUUAGGAGACGACCAAAUCUAUAACGUGAUUGUUACCGCACACGCAUUUGUAAUAAUUUUCUUUAUAGUAAUACCAAUCAUAAUCGGAGGCUUCGGAAAUUGACUUAUUCCUCUAAUAAUCGGCGCCCCAGAUAUAGCAUUCCCUCGAAUAAACAAUAUAAGCUUCUGGCUUCUACCUCCUUCUUUCCUCCUCCUUCUAGCCUCAUCAGGCGUUGAAGCAGGUGCUGGGACAGGAUGAACAGUUUACCCUCCUCUAGCAGGAAACCUAGCCCAUGCAGGUGCAUCCGUAGAUUUAACAAUCUUCUCACUUCACUUAGCAGGUAUUUCAUCAAUUCUUGGAGCAAUCAACUUUAUUACUACCAUCAUUAACAUGAAACCCCCUGCUAUCUCUCAAUACCAGACCCCCCUAUUCGUAUGAGCAGUCCUAAUUACUGCAGUUCUUCUUCUCCUAUCACUACCUGUUCUAGCUGCUGGAAUCACAAUACUAUUAACCGACCGAAACCUCAACACUACCUUCUUUGACCCUGCUGGAGGAGGAGACCCAAUCCUCUACCAGCACUUAUUCUGAUUCUUUGGCCACCCAGAAGUCUAUAUUUUAAUUCUUCCUGGUUUCGGGAUGAUCUCUCACAUUGUAGCUUACUACUCAGGGAAAAAAGAACCCUUCGGUUAUAUAGGAAUGGUUUGAGCAAUGAUAGCUAUUGGUCUACUAGGCUUUAUUGUGUGAGCCCACCAUAUAUUUACAGUAGGAAUAGACGUUGAUACACGAGCAUAUUUUACAUCUGCCACAAUAAUUAUCGCAAUCCCAACUGGUGUAAAAGUCUUCAGCUGACUUGCAACCCUUCACGGAGGCUCAGUAAAAUGAGAAACCCCUCUAUUAUGGGCCCUUGGUUUUAUCUUCCUUUUUACAGUAGGUGGUUUAACUGGGAUUGUUCUUGCUAACUCGUCUUUAGAUAUUGUUCUGCAUGAUACAUAUUACGUAGUUGCACACUUCCACUACGUCCUUUCGAUGGGUGCUGUGUUCGCCAUUGUCGCUGCCUUCGUGCACUGAUUCCCAUUAUUUACAGGUUAUUCCCUACACAGCACUUGAACAAAAAUCCAUUUCGGUAUUAUGUUCGUUGGUGUAAACCUAACUUUCUUCCCUAAACAUUUCCUUGGGCUAGCCGGAAUACCUCGUCGAUACUCAGAUUAUCCAGAUGCAUACACCCUAUGAAACACUAUUUCUUCUAUUGGGUCCCUAAUUUCUUUAGUAGCUGUAAUUGUGUUCCUUUUUAUUAUUUGAGAGGCAUUCGCUUCCAAACGUAAAGUUUUAGCAGUCGAACUAACCGAAAACAACCUAGAAUGACUGCAUGGGUGCCCCCCGCCUUAUCAUACAUUCGAAGAGCCUGCGUUCGUCCAAGUUCAGUCAAACUAA
Plectropomus leopardus (leopard coralgrouper) is the source of this 1551-nucleotide messenger RNA. The record is from the annotation of a RefSeq genome assembly. NCBI's taxonomy places the organism in Eukaryota, Metazoa, Chordata, Actinopteri, Perciformes, Serranidae.